CUAGAUCUCGUUCAUAAUACUCUUCUGACAUAUCCCACUCAUCAUAAAUCGACAGAUAUAUACAAAAAAAAAAAAAAAGGAAGUAGUCCUCUUUUUAUUUUUUAUUUUUUAUUUUAUCUGUUGAUUAGGGCGGAGGAAAGUAUUGUUGGGUUGGUUACCUACCUACGUUUUCCCUCCCACCCACCCCUUGCAUGCAUCCCGGUUCGGUACAGUGCCACGUCAGCAGCGCCACGUCACAGUGCCAGAUCAGCAGUGCCACGUCAGCAGUGCCGCGUCACAGUGCCACGUCACAGUGCCAGAUCAGCAGUGCCAGGUCACAGUGCCACGUCAGCAGUGAUGUCAGACAGUGCCACGUAAGCAGUGCCACAUCAGCAGUGCCACGUCAGACACAGUGCCACGUAAGCAGUGCCACAUCAGCAGUGCCACGUCAGACAGUGCCACGUCAGACAGUGCCACGUAAGCAGUGCCACAUCAGCAGUGCCACGUCAGACACAGUGCCACGUCAGCAGUGCCAUGUCAGCAACAUGACGGGCCUGCCAGGCCAACUGGCCAAUGAGCCCAUUGCCGAUUACAAAAAGCGCGUCCAUGCUCAGCUCGCUGCAAUCGAGGCUGAGGAACAACGCCAGCUGGCAGUCAAGGCUGCCCAGCUACAGGCUGAUGAAGUGGCAACAGCAGAGAAGCUGCGGCUACAGGCCGAAGCCGACGCAGAUGCCCAGGCUCUGCUGCAGCGGCAUGAAGCCAACAGCAUCGAGAAACUCAAGUUGGUUUACACAUGUAACCACCUACAGUCCGAGCUGGCAAACCUUCAGCGGGCCGUGCGGAAUCAGAAGACUCAGCACGAGGAUGCCACACGGGCGCUGGACGCCCGUGUACUGGACCUGGAACAGACUGUACCAGGACCAGCUGCUGGGGCUUCCAGCAGUGCAUCCUCUAGCCGCCAACUGGAGGAACGCGUUGACCACGUAGUGGCAAUGCUAGGAGACGUAAGUGUCUUCACAGAGCCGGCCACCAUCAGCCAGAGGUUCGAGUUGUUGGACUCCAAGAUCAGUCAGCAACAGCAGACCGACCACAACCACAACAUCAGCUCGGCAAGGCCAUACAAGAUGCCGACGUUCCGGAUCGAGAAAUUUGAUGACUACACACAUCAAAUCCCGGUCGUCUGGUGGCAAGGAUUUACAACGGAGUUGGGGAUUCACGAAGUCCCUGACCAUCUGUUCAUCAGUGCUCUGUUCAUCAACACCAAGGGAGGAUGUCAUAUCUGGCUCAGCCACAUGGCAACCAUCCACGGCGUCCAGGUUUCAGACUUGUACAAGAAGGUCAUCGUCGACGACGCCCCGGCACUCGCCGUCAACCGCAUCUUCACGAUGGCUCAAGGGAGCACACCAACACAUGACUGGCUCACGAAUUGGCAGAAAAUCGUGGCAACGCCCAAUUCGGACUUGUCAUUUCCGCAUCUGUGGCGUGAGUUCUACAACAGGUCAUGCGCCACUCUCAGCCUCGCACUGGGUGAUCGCGAGCAGUACAACACUUUCGCAGAGAUCAUCAACAAGGCGAGAGAGCUCAUCAAGACUAACAGGCCGGCUGCACACGAGAAGUCCACGUGGCAGCCAACCUAUGUGGCGAAGGUACGAACUGGUCCGCGACAGCAGCAGUUCGCUGCAGUCCAGUCGGACAGUGGAGGUAACCCAGCAGCCACUCCAGCAUCAAGUGACAGAGAUCAGGUGGCUGCUGUCCAGCCGCGAAGCAACAACAAGUCCAGCAACAAUGGGAAGGCGAAAUCAGCAUCGCAGGCCGGAAAUGGACAGCCAGUACAAGUUCCAUGGGUCAAGUUUGGCUUGACAGAGGCGGAGUACAAGGUCCGCGGCCGCUACGGCAGCUGCUAUUGGUGCAACAACACCAAGCACAAGACCUCCCUACUUGAAGAGCUCGACCCGUUGACGUUCACGGACUUCCAGUGGAUGCCCGUUCCCUCAACCGGACGAUUGCCGAAACCGCAUUGCAAUGUGCUCAUGGCACAACUGCGGGACUACUUGCACACUGCAGUACCAGCUCCGUUGAUGGACGCCGGAGCAGAGGUUGUUGACCUUCACGCUUACAUCGCGAAGAUCGACCGUGAGUUCAAGACGCAACGGUACGACGACAUCGACGCACCAUUGCUAUACAUACGCAUUCAGAUCGGAGAGGCGACCUGCAGUGCCUUGAUCGAUUGCGGAGCAUCUCGCAACUACAUGAGCCAGAACUUCAUGGUACGCGCCUUGGCCCACGUGUCCGGAGGAAGUCCCAGCCUACGCAAGUCACUCUGGCAGACGGUCAUACGCACAAGUCAAUCGGCCGUCUUGGAACAGCACGACGGCGACGACUGGCACCCUGUGGAGUAUUUCAGCCACAAAGUGCCUCCGAUCAACUCGCUUGAUGAUGCAAGGAAGAAGGAGCUGCUCGCAUUCGUGAAGGCUCUCAAGCGCUGGCGGCACUUCCUCCUUGGGCGUCGUAGGUUCACAUGGGUCACAGACAACAAUCCAUUGACCUACUACAAGACGCAGGACACGGUGAGCAGCACGAUCGGACGAUGGAUGUACUUCAUCGACCAAUUUGACUUCACACCGAAACAUGUCCCCGACCUCUCCAAUCGCGCAGCAGAUGCACUCUCGCGAAGACCUGAUCUUUGCGCUAUGUCACAUCAUGCCUUCGCAUUGGACGAGGAGCUUCAGCGACACUUCAUCCGGGCAUAUCAGUCUGGUCCAGACUUCGGCACGCUCUAUGCACAGCUAUCUUCGGAUCACCCGCCGAUCAGCCAUUACCGCAUUGCCGACGGGUACUUGCUCCUCCACUCGAGAGGCAAGGACUUACUAUGUGUCCCACUCGACCGUCGUCUUCGGACUCGCCUCCUCGGCGAGUACCAUGAUUCACGACUCGCUGGUCAUUUUGGAGUCAACCGCACUAUUGCACGGCUUCGACAGCGAUUCCGAUGGCCCGACCUCAUUACCGAUGUCACUCAGUAUUGCGACUCUUGCGAAGUUUGCCGACGCAGCAAGCCCCGCAACCGCAAUCCCUACGGCGAGUUACACCCGAUGCCUAUCCCACGGGAACCCGGUCUCUCCAUUGCCAUGGACGUCACCGAUCCGUUUCCUCGCGACCGGCUCGGGCACGACGGGAUCCUCACGGUUGUGGACCGAUUGAGUAAGUACGCGCRUUUUCUCCCUUGCAAGUACUACUCCACGGCUCCCGAGCUGGCACGCCUCCUGCACACUGGUUGGAUUUGUGGCCACGGUGUACCAGAAGACAUUGUCAGCGACCGCGGAUCACCGGCGCGGAUGGGACAUGGUACGCGACGCCUUCCAAAACGCCGACAUGAAACGAGUUUUUGGGUCUCCGCGAAAGAGUUUGCACUGGAACAGGAUGUUUCACGCAAACUACUUCCCAAGUGGUUUGGACCUUGGUUUGUGACAGCAGCCGCGGGCGAUGAGCCCGAUGGCCCUUCAUUUGUGAUCAACAUUCCAGAGCAUCUGACGGUCCAUAAGGUCUUCCACGCCUCGAAGCUGGCAACAUACACCCCAGCCAAGAGCGACGACUUUCCGGACCGACGAUCGCAUGACCCUCCUUCUAUGGAUGGCCAUCAGGAAGUUGAUCGCGUCAUCUCYGAUCGCAAGUACGGCAGCAAGCCGCGACAGUACAAAGUCACAUUCAAAGCAUGCGAUCGCGGCGACACUCGGUGGAUUUCAGGCGCAGAUUUGAAAGCAUCCGCACCGCUGAUCUACGCGCAUUAUGAAAAGCGGAGGUUAGCUCACGAAGCUUCACGACCAGCCCCUCCCAUCCGGACUGUGGUCCCUCCCUCAGACAGACAGGUUCGCCCUCGCAGGUAAGCUCGGUUCUUCAAGGAGGGGGGGGUGUGGCAUACUGCGUAGCCACACGGGCCCUGCAGGGCCCGUCCCGGACAUUCAGCCUAAAAGCCUAAAACUUAG
Chara braunii is the source of this 3959-nucleotide messenger RNA. The record is from the annotation of a GenBank genome assembly. NCBI's taxonomy places the organism in Eukaryota, Viridiplantae, Streptophyta, Charophyceae, Charales, Characeae.